This is a messenger RNA of Sphaeramia orbicularis (orbiculate cardinalfish), 753 nucleotides long. RefSeq lists its product as uncharacterized. The transcript has 4 exons. The record is from RefSeq and is a predicted model, not a curated record. The coding region runs from base 1 to 753 and encodes 250 amino acids. Gene Ontology annotation, cellular component: cytoplasm. Gene Ontology annotation, molecular function: purine-nucleoside phosphorylase activity. Gene Ontology annotation, biological process: nucleoside metabolic process. NCBI's taxonomy places the organism in Eukaryota, Metazoa, Chordata, Actinopteri, Kurtiformes, Apogonidae.
AUGACAGCAGCUCUGGGACAUGAUGAAACAGUUCCAGAGUCAGAUGGACAUGAGUGUUUACCAGAGGAUGAGCUCACAGCUGCUGGUGUGUCCAGGGCACCAAAGGCAGGCCAGGCUGGCCACGCCUCCUCGCCGUGCGUACCGUGCUACGUCAUCACGCAGCCUGACCUCCGCUUUACACCGCUUAACACCGACAGCAACCGCAGCAAAACCUCAUCAAGCCGCUCAACUGCAGCUCCAGCUCGGACAGCGUCUGUGAGAAACGACCGAACCCGGCCUGUCUGUCCUCCCCUGGACCCCCCCGCAUCAGCACCACCCCCCCAGAAGUGGGAGAUGGAAGCGGCAUCGUCGUCCUCCGGUCACUGCGGUUACAGUUACGAAGAAUACAAGGAGACAGCUGAUUGGCUCCUGGCCCAAACGGAGCUGCGUCCUCGAGUGGCCAUCAUCUGCGGAUCAGGGCUCGGUGGUCUGGCUGACCUGCUGACCGACAAGGUGGUGUUCCCUUACAAAAGCAUCCCCCGGUUUCCUGUCAGCACCGUUCCAGGCCAUGCGGGUCAGCUGGUGUUCGGGAAACUGCAGGGCCGUGAGUGCGUCUGCAUGCAGGGGCGCUUCCAUUUCUAUGAGGGCUACAACAUACACACAGUAAGACACCAACCUGUUAUUACUGAAACUAUCGGCUUUGUUAUGGAUACAGCUGAUCUGGAAAAUAAUGCAACGUUAAUGCGGAUGAUAAGGCCCAAGAUCCUGCCAUGA